Molecule: messenger RNA, 4111 nt
Organism: Alosa alosa (allis shad)
Lineage: Eukaryota; Metazoa; Chordata; Actinopteri; Clupeiformes; Clupeidae
Gene: zbtb2b
Product: zinc finger and BTB domain containing 2b
Exons: 4
Coding region: 419-2011 (530 amino acids)
Biological process (GO): regulation of transcription by RNA polymerase II
Cellular component (GO): nucleus
Molecular function (GO): protein binding; DNA-binding transcription factor activity, RNA polymerase II-specific; RNA polymerase II cis-regulatory region sequence-specific DNA binding
Source: RefSeq, a predicted model, not a curated record
GGGGUUGGGAAAGGCGACCCUGUGCUAUUUUCCCUCUAAAUCGGUUUAUGUUUAACUUGCUCGAACGGAAGAUUAAAUAAAUUACCAUACAGUAUCUUAACGCGCCCACAUACGUUCCCCGCUUUUGGCUAAACACCGCGGCGAAAAAUUCACUCCAACCGGGGACGCAUUUGACGGCAGCUAACGUUAAGACUACUUGUUUAGGCGCCCCGUGUAGUGGGUUUUACAACUGCUGUUUUAAGUGCUUUUAGACAGUCAUGUGAUUGUAACGUAACCCGACCGGAAAACACCGACGACCAUCGCCGCCAAUGCUGCGUUUGAGAGGAACAGAGCAGCUGCGAGUCCAACGGACAAGUCCCCCGGUAACAAACAACAACACGGCUAACUCAGGGUAGACGCUGCGUAAGAAGGAGGUAGAAUGGCUCUGGCCAAUCACGGUCUGGUCCUGCUGCAGCAGCUGAAUGCUCAGAGGGAGUUUGGCUUCCUGUGCGACUGCACUGUUGCCAUCGGAGACGUCUUCUUCAAAGCGCACAAGGCCGUGCUUGCAGCCUUCUCCAACUACUUCAGGAUGCUGUUCAUCCACCAGGACAGUGACUGCGUGCGGCUGAAGCCGAUGGACAUCCAGCCCGAUAUCUUCAGCUACCUGCUAAACCUGAUGUACACGGGACGGCUGUCGGCGCAGGUGAUCGACCCGGCACGCCUGGAGCAGGGUGUCAAGUUCCUGCACGCGUACCCUCUCCUGCAGGACAUCAGCCCCCAGGCCACGCCCCCACCGCCACCCCCGAGCCACGCCCCCGCCGCCGGCUCCUCCCUCUAUGGCAUUCAGAUCUCUGACCAGCAGGAGGCGCUAGCUGCUCGCCUCUCCUCCCCCGACGGUGGAGUGGGAGGGGCCAGGGUGGGGGUGGAGUCGGAAGCGGAGUUUGAGACCUUCGGCAGCUUCGCGCAGCGCGGCGAGGAGGAUGUGGGGAUGGACACCGCGUACAGCGACGCCCCCUCCUCCUCCUCCACCGUCUCCGCGGUUACGGCCGUCGCCGGCACCAUCCGCCACGUGAAGCCCAGCAUCAUGCAGCACCGCAGCGGAUCCUUCCGGAAACAGCACUCGUGCCACGUGUGUGGCACGCGCUUCGGCCAGCGCUCCGCCCUGCGAGAGCACCUGCUCCUGCACACACAGCAGGCGCUGCUACUCCCUCUGGUGGCUGAUGGUGGUGACGCGCCCAUUCCCAUGUUCCCCGGCGGCGUGGCCACACCUGAGAUGGAGGAGCUGUUCCGCAGCGGCAGCAGCGCCAUGGCAGCGGCGGCCAUCACGGCGGCAUCCUCCGCUCUGGCGUCGGACGGGGAGCAGCCCACCGCGUCGUCGUCCGCCACCAAAGUGUCGCCGCGCCCCGAGAUCCCCAUCUCCAUGUACGCGGCGAUCGGGCAGCCGCAGGCCGACACGCCCCCGCCGUCGGACAUCGCUGACAUCGACAACUUGGAGGGGGCGGCCGACGCGGAGCGGGAAGUGAAGCGGCGGAAGUACGAGUGUUCCACCUGCGGCCGCAAGUUCAUCCAGAAGAGCCACUGGAGGGAGCACAUGUACAUCCACACGGGCAAGCCCUACCGAUGCAGCGCCUGCGGCAAGAGCUUCUGCCGCGCCAACCAGGCAGCACGCCACGUGUGCCUGGGCCAGGCCGACCCCGACAGGUCCGACGCUCGUCAGGUCUCCGAGCUCUGCACCGCCGACGACAGCCAGCUGGAGGCGCUGUUCCUGAGCACCGGCCGCCAGCCCUACAGGUGCAACGUGUGUGACGCCACCUUUUCCAGCCCCCAGCAGGUGCUCAAACACCUGUGCUUCACUCAGGUGCCCUACUCCUCCAACACCCAGCUCGCCAUGACGACGACGGCCGCCGGGGGAGCGGACUUGCACGGCCAGGACGCGACGGGCCGAGGGGACGAGGGAUCGGACUCGUCCAGCGGCAGUCGGGAUGGCGCUCCCGUACGGACCAUCAAGACCGAGGAGGUGUCGGUGGAGUAGAGUCUGGGCCUUUUAUCUGGUGGUGAUGUUAAUAAAUGAUGGGUCAGUAGUUUAAGCUAUGAUGGUCAAGCCUGGAAAAGAUGGAAAAAAUAGGAUGUGUGUAUGUGCUGGGGCUUUUUUUUCAAUUGCCUAUUGCAUUUUGCUUUUAUUUUGCUUUUUUAUACAUGUUGUGUCAAUAAUUUAUGCACUCGUGAAGGGCAGAACCAGGGAAGUUGAACUAGUAACCAAUUUUGGCCCCUCAGCGAACCAGUGAGUAAGUUCGUCCCCAGCGCGUGAUGGCAAGCUGCAGGCUGUGUUUCAGUGCGGGCAGCUGUGCUGAGUUUCAGGGCUGCGUGUGGCUGAGUUCCGUUGCAUCACACAUUGUGGCUUGAGGCCCCCUCGCCUCUUGAGUAACAGUUAAAGACAGAGGAAGGGGAAGUGCAGGGCCUCUACAGUUUAACCGACCAGAGACUGGCUCGACAAAACCCCUCACACUAAGGUCCUCACUAGAACAAAAAUUUGUUGUUCUAGUGAAAACAUUCUGUUUUAAAUUAUCCUCACUAGAAUGCUAACCCUACUCCUAUAAUGUCCACUAGCAUGCUAACCCUACUCCUAUAAUGUCCACUAGCAUGCUAACACGCUAACCCUACUCCUAUAAUGUCCACUAGCAUGCUAACCCUACUCCUAUAAUGUCCACUAGCAUGCUAACCAUACUGCUCCAAACGUGUUUAACUAGCACGCUAACCAUAGUGCUGUAAAUGUCCUCACUAGCACGCUAGCCCUAUGACCCCAAAUAUCUGAAGCUAAAACUACUGGUCCAAAUGUCUCUAUCAACAUACUAACGUUACAUCUCAAAUAUGCUAACGUUACAUCUCAAAUAUGUUAACCUUCCGGCUCGUUAUGUUUUCACUAACUACACGGACCUUACAGCUCCAGCGCACUAACGUUACUGUUCUAAACAUUAGAAACUGUUUGUACUCGGUGUGUCACUGUAAACAAGGCACAUACACUUCCCAUGGUGUCCCUCAAGGUGACAUGCCUGUGGAAGUGCUCAAUCGUUCACUGGUCUUCUUUCUCUCCCUCUCUCUCUCUUUCUCUCACUCACACAAACACACACACACACACAGUCAUUCACUGGUUUACUUACUCUUGCCUUUUGAAACUUGACAGUAGCAACAUGAGGUUUGCACAUGUCACCCUCAGACCUGCGUCUGCCUCCACUAGGCCAGAGGUCUGGGGAAUUUUAUUGGCUAAUCCUAACCCUAGUCCAGAGGCCUGGAGAACCUAAUUGGUUGAAUCCUGUGCAACUCAAAUGCCGAGGGUUGAGGUGUCAACCAAACUACCAGAUUAAGUUUCUGAAUGCAGAACACAAGCUAGUAUAUAACUUGAUUUAAGAAAUAACAAUCAGUUUCUGAUUGCAAAACACAAGUCACUGUAACAUAAUAUUUGCAGAGCUUAAAAAAGAAGAAUCAGUUUUUUAACCUUAGCUACACAGUCACUGGUCCCAGUUUGAAGUGGUUAAUGAUCUUAAUAAUCUUUUUAGUUGACACCUAGCGUCAGUAUUUAAAUUCAAUAGAGAAUCCACCUUAAGACAAUGGCUACUGCACAUGACCUACAUUGGUUAUGCUUGACAAAUCAAACAGUUGUUUUAGUCAGUCUUCUGAGCCAGAGCGAGGCGACUGGCUGCUGUCAUGGCGACGGGACUCUGGGUCUCACUAUGGCGACGGCACUCUGGGUGCUGCCAUGGCAACAGGCAAUGUUGUGUUGAUGCUCUACUGGAAUCAGAGCAGAAUCAGUGCAGGGACGACUACCUUCUUGUUUUGGUAAACUUGUUUACAACUGUGCCAUUAUUUUUUAAUUAUUAUUUUGGUGUUAUUUUUUAUCAAUCUGUUACUGUGUGUGUUCCGAUCGCUAUUAUUUUCAGCCAUUGACACAGUGAUAUUCUGAAGCGAGUAUCAACUUUCUGCCAAGAAUAAUGAUUUUGCCUGAACAUGUUAAUGAAGCCCUUAUUUUUGUGUUUUAUACCUUUCUAAUUUUAUAUACAUUGCUAUAUUUACAAAGAAUAUUUUAUAUCUCAAAGGUUGUAUAUUGCUAUUUGCAUUAAAUGUAGAAAAUAAUUGG